CAAACCGGUAGAAGCUGGCAAGAGGCAGGAAGGACUCACCCAAGAGGAUUUCAGAGUCUGCUAGUCUAGCCCUUGAAUAAAAGGCCAGGUCACCUGUGUCCUGCUUCCUCCCCUCCGGCCUGGGUCAUGCUCCAGCUCCUCGCCAGCCUGGCGCUCUGGGGGGCGCUGGCCUCCCCAGCAGGGACCUCCAAGAUGUGUCCAGUCUGCUCUUUGCUGGGAAACUGCACCGAGAUGGCCUGUCCUCCCACCAAGGACGCCUGCGUGUUUGGCCAGAUGGAGCUGGAAAAUGGGAAUCUCAUCAAGAAUGGCUCGUGUGUAGCCCCUGGGGAAUUCCAAGAAGGCAUCUACACCGUGACCUACGGCCCCCACUCGAGUCUCUGCACGGCCUGUUGUGUAAACAGCCAUGGCAGGGCCACCCGACAAGAGGCAGGGCCGGAAGCCCAGCACAAUGGAGUGAAAUGUCCCUACUGUUCUGGGAAUACAUCAGCUUCAUGUGACCCCCUUUCGGUCAUGAACUGCAACGGGGACCAGACUAUGUGUCUCACCCUCAAUGGGACAUGGAAUGGAGGGGGUCCCCAAAUCCUGAAGGGCUGUGCUACCCCAAAUGUCUGCCACCUGCAAGUGAACACCACCCUGGGGCCGGAAGCUUCUGGAUUUCGUCUCAUCAGCCAGCCUGAAUGCAACUAUGUGGUUACACCCACCCAGCCAGGUCCCCCUGCAACCACAACUCUGACCACGGAUAGGGUCACUGUCUGUUUCACCUGCUCAGGACUCAAUGAUUGUGACGCUGUCUUCUGCCCAGCAGAUCGAAACUACUGCCUUCAGACAACAGGUGUCAUAGCCUUAGGCAAAGGUGGCUUUCAUGCCUGGAGAAAGGGUUCCUGUGUGGCCCCCAAGGACUGCAGAUUCGGCAGCUCUGUCUCUGCCUUCACCUACAACGUUGACUUUGGCUUCUGGAUCAACUCCACCUGUUGCCAAGGCAACUGCCAAGCACCUGCUCCUCCCGAAGUUCUGCCAGUGUCACACGCCAUGAGCGAGUUCCUGUGUCCUACAUGUCCUAGUGGCCACCUGGGGCUCUGCAAUUCCUCCUUCUACAUGCAGUGUCCCGUCGGGGAGACUGAAUGUGUCCAGCUGGACCUGGUGCCUAUAGAAGGCAGCUGGAACGUGACCCUGCGCGGCUGCGGCUCCCAGAACCUGUGCGGGGUCCCCGCCGCCACCACCAAGGGGCUGCUGACGUUUCCAGGCCACCGGCUGGCGCAGCGGCUCCACUGCAGCUCCAGCCAGCGCGCCGUCAUGCAAUCCCAGUGCCUCUCGGGCGCGCCGCCCGGCCUCCGCCUCGCCCUGUCCCUGCCGCUGGUGGCCCUGGGCUUCCUGGCCCUCUCCUGAGCAGUGCCGCCCCCGCCACCCUCGCUCGCCCCGCAGCCACUCAGCCCCGCUUGCUUCCCACCCCGCUAGAUGGCUCCCUGGCUCCCCUCGACUUCCACGGUUCUAGGCCUGGAAGCUUCUGGUGAGAAAAGUCACAAGCCAGGGGUGAGCCUCCUCCCUCAGCCCAAGGGCUUCCCCAAGGCCCUCUUAACACCAGGGCCCGCCCUCGGACUAGGGACUAGCCUCCCUCAGACCUCCGUGGACACACAUCCUUCAUGGGGGCGGGGGCGGCAAAGACUAAUCCUCUUUCCUCAAGCUAGGGGCUCUCCAACACCAGGCCGCUCCCUUAGACUAGGGCUGGGUCUCUUUUCUAGAACAUUGGGAAACAGCUCCUUCUGGCUUCCUCUUCAGGGUUUAGCAAAGUCCUGGACAGCUCCCUCUGCCUGGAACCCCCCAUCCACACCCCACACAUCCGCUUGGCCCUCUGCUCAGAUGUCACCUCCCUCAGACAUCUCAUAAAAAAAAAAAAAAAAAAAAAAGACCUACCCCUUCUGCAGCCUUCCCAUUUCUCUUCCCUGCACUGGGUUUAUUAUGUGCCUCCCCCACUAGAACCUAAACCCUCCUGAGAGCAGAGAGUUUUCUUUACUAUGCACACUCAGUGUCUAGAACUGGGCUUGACGCCGCAUAUCGCAUGUGAUCAAUAAAUAUUUGUCCAAUUCA
This is a messenger RNA of Hyaena hyaena (striped hyena), 2085 nucleotides long. RefSeq lists its product as uncharacterized. Lineage: Eukaryota; Metazoa; Chordata; Mammalia; Carnivora; Hyaenidae. Bases 127 to 1386 code for a protein of 419 amino acids. The transcript has 10 exons. The record is from RefSeq and is a predicted model, not a curated record.